UCUCGACACUACUCCGACAGACCAUCUACAUCCACCGACUCACGUCGAUCGAGGUCACCACGGCGCUACCACUCGCACGGAAGGCAGGGUUCCCCUGUAAGGGAUGAUGAUGUGCGAUCGACAGUUUCUAAGUUGAAUAAAUCCGUAGCAUCCAUGAAGGAGUUUUACGAUGAAGUGCGCCUGAAGAAGGAGGAAAAGGCGCGACGAAAGCUAGAGAAGAAAGAGGCAGAAGAACGGGAACUCGCUGAACGUGAAAAGCUCGAAGCAAGGAGGAUGAAAGCCGAGAUGAAGGCUAAAAAGAAGGUUGAAGAUGCUAAGCGUGCAGACGAUAUGGAGAAGGAGCGCGGAGCGGAGAUGAAAAAAGAUCUUGAUAUGCACAUGGCGGUUCGGAUGAGCGAGAUGGAGGAAAGUUUUUUCGAAAGGUUCGAGCAUACUUUGGCACCUCUUUGCCAAGUCCUAAGACAUAAAGGGAAACAGAAGGUGUCCUAUAAGUCAGCGAGUGAAUCCGCGUCUGCCUCAAGCGAUGGCGAGAGUGACACCAGUGUCACUAAGGAGUUGAAUGACCACACACGGCGUCUAUGCAUUUCCGAUAAGCGUAAGCGGGGCCUUGAGCCAGUCUUUGAAGACAGCCCACCUAUGGAACAACCGCCUAAGCGUACUCCUAAGUGCGGCGCUUUGAAGCCUGUUAAGCUGAUCGCUCGCAUCACACGCUCCAAGGCGAAGUUUCGAACUCCAGCUAAGUCCGGUGUGGGUAAUGAGGCGGUGAGCGGGAAGAACCGUUCUAGCAAGAAGGGGGGUCUUUUGCAGCACUCUUGGCAGGUCACGAUGGAGAACGGCCACGGCUCAAAGGCGAAGGCGAAAGUAAGGAUCGUUGAGGAUGAUGAGGACGAGGGGGCUCGGCACCGCGGCGGGGAAAAAAAGGGAGCCGGCACGCGGAGCGUUAGGGAGGUCAAACGAGGGAGAGAUGAGAAUGAGAGGGACGUUGAUGAUGACGAGUCGCCGCUAAUUACCCUCUUGAGCAAGAAGAAAGCGCUAGUAGCGGCAGGCACGCCGUCGACUGCAAGGAGCGAAGUAGAAGGGGUUUCCGCUGCUGCUCGUUCCACGUUGCCUCUUCGUAUCCCCAAGGCUGCAAGUGCGUUUUGUGGUGUCGGAGCGAAGAAGAUGCCGCAGUCCUCGUCUGCGCAGGUGAGGAAGAACGCGGGCAAGAUGGAGGAGGACGAGGAUGAGAAUUCCGCGCCGAGUGUGCGCGCGCGGGGGCAGGAGCGGAGACUUGCGCUUCGUAGAGAGAGUAGGAGAGAACAAAAGAUGAACGAACGUAAGAGGGAUAACAGCGCGCAGUGGACACCUCCUGUCAUCAGACGCAAAGCUCGAGGACAUGGUAUUCUCAAGAAACGAGCGUCGGGAAGACCUAACGACGGCGCGCAGCGUAAGUGCUCUCAGCAUCCUUCUUCUGCUUCGAAUCCGUCCUUGCUAGCAUUGAUGUCGGUAUCCCCGCAGAUUGGAUCAGGUCGGAUGGCGGAUAGGCGGCGGAAGCCGGGGAGUGGAGCUCAAGGCGUGCGCCCUGGGCGGCCUUCCGCCGGCGCCGUGUCUGCUGCCCGUUCUCUCGGUUCUUCCGCCGCUGUGGAUCGUGCAUCAGCUGGAGAGGGGGUUAAGGUUGGGGGAGGAGUGGGCAGCGUGGGUAGCGGGCUGGUUGUUUGCGCGAAGGGGAAUUAUACGGCGGCGGGGAGGGGGAAGAGCAACGAGAACGCAUCGCUCUCGACUGCAAGAGCUGAUGUUCGCAAAGCCGUUGGUGGAGAAUCUGGGGAGAACGCGGAGAUUGCUGCUGCGGACCGUGGACGGGCGGGUGAAUCAGCUGCUGGAGCUGAGCCAGCACGUGUUUCCGUACCUUGUGCCUCGCCGAAGUCUAAAGCAAACGAGUUCGCUAUGGUGGCAUUCUCUGAUUACCUGCAGAGAACUAACGCCGUCUGUGCGCAGGCUCAGGAGUACGUCGCCAAUGCUCUUGGGCAUGGUUGGGAGAAGAAAGAAGCCAGGCCGAUGGCUAGCCAUGGCUCGAUAGGCGCGGUCGGCGGAACGAGGGCGGGGAGGGAGGAGAAGGACGAGAACAGGGGGGCGGUGGGGCAUAUGAAGGGUGGCGGUCCCGAACGACGACAACGGGAUAGGAGUGCGGCAGUCGCCGAGGAAGGAGGCGAGCUACGGGGGAGAAGAGACGGUGAUCAUAAAGAAGCGGAAGUGUCGAGAAGCGUGGAGAAUAGGGCGAAGAGGGAUGGGGACGGAUAUAGAGCAGCAGCAGCUGAGGAGGAGAGUGCGACUGUUCUCAAAGUGGAAUGGAACGAAGCUCGGGGAAAGAGAUUGAAGCAGCAAGCGAGAGAGCCACGGGCGGAGUAUGUGAAGGUGGAGGAAGACGAUGACGACGACGAAGAAGAAGAUGAGGAUGAUGAUGACGACGAAGAGGAGGAGGAGGAAGGAGAGGAAGUUGAGGGAGGAGGAGGUGAGGUCGACGAUUGCCGUAAGGACAGGAAUGCUGAUCCGAGCGGAUCAGGUCGGAAACGCAGGGUGGUUUCAGGUAUACCAUUUGGUCCAAUUUGCCCGCUUCCGGUCCAUGGGCACGGUCUCAAAGCCCUCGAAUCGGUGACGAACUUCGACUUGACCAGACGACUGAAAGGAUUCUUGAAGCGGAAGGUCAAGGCAGAGGAGAAAGCAGCAAGGGAGAUGGAACUUGCCAAGGCGGCGGCGCAGCAUAGGUCGGAGUCUUUGACAGCUACCAACCCCCCCCCCCCGCCAUCCAGAGCCAGCCACAAAGUGACUAGGGACAGCAGUUCACCUCCCGCGCGCGUGGACAGCCCUCUUUCUGUAUCAGGCUGUACGGUUGGCGGUCGCUUGUCCGAGGCCAACAGCGCCCAGCCGAUGGAAACAGAUGGAGAAGCAAUGCCAUCUCCGUACGAGCAGCUUAGGGAGAACGUUUUCGUCCACAGGAUACAGCGAAGGCUUCUUCCUGACGAGAUCCCGUUAUGCGACUGCAAAUACAAUCCGGACGAUCCCGACAGUGCUUGCGGGGAGGAUCGCUGCAUCAACGCCAUGCUGAACACUGAGUGCAUACCCCAGUAUUGUAAGUGCGCCGAUAAGUGCAGAAACCAGAGAUUCCAGCGCUGUGAAUACGCUAAGACGCGCCUGGUGAAGACAGCUCACACGGGAUGGGGGCUCGUCGCGGACGAAGACAUCAAGGCAGGGUCGUUUGUGAUCGAGUAUUGUGGAGAAGUUGUGUCCGAAAAGCAAACUAAACGACGGGUUGAAGCGUACUAUGCAGCGGGGGAAAGGAACGCGUACAUGUUGAGGUUGACAAGUCAGGAGGUGAUUGAUGCGUCUAAGAAGGGGAGCUUGGCGCGCUUCAUCAAUCAUUCGUGCAAUCCAAACUGCGAGACGCGGAAGUGGAGCGUGCUAGGGGAGUUAAGGGUGGGAAUAUUUGCGCUGAAGGACAUAGGCAAGGGCACAGAAUUGACGUACGAUUACAAGCUGGAGUGGUAUGGGAGGGACAAGGUGCUGUGUCACUGUGGCGCGCCCAACUGCGCCAGAUACCUCGGCGCGAAGUCGAAAGCGUUUCUGCUUCGUCAAGCGGAAGCGGCCGGGGUCGCGACUGAGGAGAACUCCGACAGCAUCGAUGAAGAUAUGCCCCUGCGGGGAAGCCGACAGUCUCCCAAGGGCAGAACAGCAAAUCAGCCCAAGCAGAAGGGGGUAUCUGUGGCAAAGGCGGCGGCGACUGCAACAAAGAUGAACGACUCGUGGAGCUGCACUCCAACGACAUUAGGCCCUUCUGAAUGUGCGGCGGCGGCGGCGGCGGCGGCGGCUUCUUUGCCUAUGAAGCAUGUAUUAGAGAGGGAGACUGAUGCUUCUGCGGUAGUUCUGAUUCCUGGGGACAAUCUCGUUCUAUCGGAACACGACGAUCAUGAUCAUCAUCAUCAGCAGCAGCAAGGGUUUAAGCCUCAAGUGGUUGACGAGGCGAUGGAUGAACAUGGGUGGGAGCUCGUAGGCAGCAAACGAGAGAUGAUGGGUGCGCCGCCGGACGAGGGAGGGACGCAAACGACGGCGGGCAAAAGACGGGAAGGUGGUUGUGCCUCUGAGGAUGGCGGCAGCGAGAGGAAGAGGAAGAAGAAGAUGGUAAUGAAGGAAGGAUCUUGGGUUGGGAGGAUAAGGCUGAUGGAUUCGGACUUGCUGGCUAGAUUGCUGCGGACGGAGUCUGCCAUAGCGGAAAUUGUUACCACGCGCGAAGCGGCAGUUUCGAUGGCGAAGGAGCUGGACAACUUGGCCGAAGAGAUGAAACCGAUUGCAGCUGAAGUGAACGAAGGGAAGAGGAAAGAGAUACCGAGCUGGAUGGCCGAGCGAUGGUUGUCGGCUAGUGCGAAACAAAUGCAGACAAUGUUCGCUCACCAUUACACUCUUGUUUGGCAUGCCCUCGGCCUGACGACGGAAAGCGAUGGGGGAGGAGGAGGAGGCGGUGGAGAGGCGGUCGUAGCGUCCAGGUCAAAACCAGUAGUGGGUUGGUAGUCGGGAUAGGGUCCAGGUUUGGAUGAGGAGAAACCUGGCGCACAGAGUUGUGGAAUGGUGGGUGUGUAGUCGGGAUAGGGUCCAGGUUUGGAUGAGGAGAAACCUGGUGGCUCACAGAGCAAUUGUAGAUCUACAGGGCAGUUCGUCGGUUUCGCGAAUAAGAUUAAGGAAGGGACGCUUUUAGUGGUGAUUAACAAUCUAUUUGUGGAAUCGUGUAGGAGAGUGUUUUCAGUGACAGGGUGGUAGAGUAGUAAACGGGUUGGAAGAUU
Messenger RNA from Chara braunii, 4808 nucleotides. Lineage: Eukaryota; Viridiplantae; Streptophyta; Charophyceae; Charales; Characeae. The record is from the annotation of a GenBank genome assembly.